Molecule: messenger RNA, 950 nt
Organism: Anopheles darlingi
Lineage: Eukaryota; Metazoa; Arthropoda; Insecta; Diptera; Culicidae
Exons: 5
Coding region: 66-878 (270 amino acids)
Molecular function (GO): chitin binding
Source: RefSeq, a predicted model, not a curated record
CAAACGGUAUAUAAAUAGGAGAUCCCGGGUUAACAUACAUUGUAUUAUACGUUCAGCAAGCCAACAUGAAGUGUUUGGGAGUUUUGGUUGCACUUUGUGCCUUUGCGGCAGUACAGGUUUUUGCUCAGGAUAUUCCGAUCAGCAAACCUAGCAAAAGAACCGUUGUGGCGCAGGAUCCUCCGAAAACGCUGUUUGAUGAUAGUUUUUCUUGCGAUCCUGACAAUCGUAUCACUUGUGGAAGUUGCAACAGCGUCAUGAUUUGCAACUUCGACGGAAAGAAAGUAGGCGGGUAUGAUUGCUCAUCAAUCGAUCCUUCUCGUCCGUUUUGCAUUGGCAAUGGCAUAUGCUCCAGCAGUGCGGGUGAGGGCUGUAACAUAAAAAGUGACCUUUGUCCAACCACCGAUAAAUUUUACCCAGUUCCAUCAAACUGUAGUGAACUAGUGUACUGUGGGCCCGAUCAGAGUGCAACCAAGGUAGCGAGCCCAACUACGACCGCUAUUUUCAAUUUCGCCAAACAGUCAUGGACAGUGCGCGUUGCUCCUACAGACUGUUUCCAAGUCGACUGUAAGGCCGCUGGUCAGCUAGACAAAUGGUAUGCUUACAAGCCAAGUCCAACCCUCAGUAUUUACUGCAGUGCCGAAGGACCGUUGACAUUCCAGUGCGAAAAUGAAAAGGAUGCAUUCAAUGAAUCGACGAAAAAGUGCGAGUUCGCUUGCUCUGAGGAGGGCAACUUUCCGUAUCCGGGAGAUAAAGAACGAUACUAUAUUUGUCUUCCCGAUCAAAAAGGAGGUUUUCAAAAAAUUGAGAAUUCAUGUCUCCCUACACUCGAAUACGAUGCUUCAUUAAAAAGAUGUGUCAAGCGUCCCCCGACUAUCUGAUGAAUGUAUCGUUCAUUUAUCCAUAUAUCCAGAAAUGCAUGUUGAAUAAAAUUAGAAAUAUAUUUUAUGGUU